Metarhizium album ARSEF 1941 is the source of this 1401-nucleotide messenger RNA. Its product is annotated as vacuolar calcium ion transporter /H(+) exchanger. The record is from RefSeq and is a predicted model, not a curated record. NCBI's taxonomy places the organism in Eukaryota, Fungi, Ascomycota, Sordariomycetes, Hypocreales, Clavicipitaceae. Gene Ontology annotation, cellular component: fungal-type vacuole membrane. Gene Ontology annotation, molecular function: calcium:proton antiporter activity. Gene Ontology annotation, biological process: calcium ion transmembrane transport; intracellular calcium ion homeostasis. The transcript is spliced from 4 exons. The coding region runs from base 1 to 1401 and encodes 466 amino acids.
AUGCAAGUCCCCGACAGCGAUCGGCAACUCGAGCGUAGCGUUCGAGCUCGAAGACGCGCCAUGGCAAGCGGCAGACCUGCCUCGGAUGAUUCCGACGUGCCUGGACGAGACGGCUCGAUUCCACCCAUCUCCGGGACCCAAUCCAUGUCUCUACGCAUGCGGCGGGCGGAAACCUACUACCAAGAGAUCGGUGCUCUGUUGCAGGACCUCUCCUCGAGCCCGACCAAGGCGCUCCUAGUGUUCGCUCCUGCGGGAAUUAUUGCUGGCCUUCUGCGUCUCCACCAAGUUCUGGUAUUCGCCCUCAACUUUGUCGCCCUCGUGCCUCUUUCAGCCACGAUUCUCUACUCGAUUCUAGCAUUUACACCCGAUCAUGCCCUGACUGGCGGAUUGCUGCGAGCCGUGUUUGGAAAUGCUACAGAGCUUUCGCUCGGCGUCUGCGCUUUGCUUCAGGGCAAAUCACAAUUGGCUCAAUGGAUCAUGAUAGGAAGCAUCUUGACAUACUGUCUCUUUGUGCUGGGCUUCAGUUUUCUGGUGGCUAGUUAUGGCAAGAAAAAGGAGCCAUUCAGCAGAACCCGGACCUCGAUAAUGUCAUCCCUCGUCAUGGGCGGUUCGAUUUGCCUGGCAAUCCCGACGGUCAUCGCCACGGCCGUCGAACGGGAUCAGACUCGACAACUAGACGACACCGACAAGGUCAACAGGGACCCCCUCUUUCUAUCGCGCGCAACUUCCCUCGUCCAAAUGUUCCUGUUCCUUGCAUACCUGGUGUUCCGCUUCCGAACUCAUAACCGACUCUUUCACCAGAACCCUCACGCGCGUGGUCUAAGCCAGACCCACAGCGGCUUUUCAGAUGCAUCCGGGUCGGACCGCGGAUCCGGUCAAUCUCACGCAAGCGCUGUCCUCGUCGGGGGAGGGGCUCUCCUCAUCGCCGCUUUGUGUAGUUGUUAUUUGGUGGGGAGCUUGGCCGGCGCAACCAAGGCCUUAGGAGUAUCCGAGUCCUUUGUUGCCUUGGUCGUGGUACCACAAGCAGGUAGUUUGAUGAAAGCCGUCACCAUUAUCAAGCACAGUCGGUCAAGCACCGAUACUCUUUUGCCAAGUGGCAUGGGCCGUCUUGACUUCGCAAUCCGGUCAAUCAUGACCAACGUUUUCGACACGGAGCUUUUCAUCCUCCCCAUGCUGGUCCUGCUUGGCUGGGUAGCAGGCGAACCGAUGAAACUAAGUCUCGGGGUCUUCGAAGCCGUGAUAUUCUUGAUGGCGAUCUUGACCAUGACAUACCUCGUACAGCACGGAAAGACGACGUAUUUUGAGGGAACCAUGCUAAUGGGGACGUACCUAUCUAUUGCCAUCGCAUUAUAUGUCCGACCCGACGUUACAAAGGCCAACAUUGGUAUUGGUCGUUUUUGA